AUGUCCCGGCGAUUAGAAAAUCGAGGCGGUUCCAGUACCCAAUUGGCAUCUACUCGCCCUGGAAGUUCUCAAUAUAACGAUCGCCGGACUGCCCAAUCACCUCAUCGCCCUAAUUCACGUUCAUCAUUUCAUGGAUCUCCCGCCCUACAAUCGCCUCAUGGUAGUGCUAGGGGGACUUGGAGUGGCCAACGCCAGAACUCACCUCAUAGUCAGUAUCCGAUCAACCAUGGGCCACCCACUGGGCCCUCUGGCCACCAUGCUGGGCCAAGCCAAUCACCACCACACCCACCUACUGGGCCUAUGUCCCAAUCCUACCCUCAAGGGCGUAACUUUUCCAGAGGAGGCUUCAGGGGCAGCUCUCAUCCUGCUAGAGGUGGUUACCGCAGCGUAGUAGGUCCACAAAGCGGACAGCGAGCAUCCGUUGGUGGUCGACAUACCUCUGGCCAAUCGGGUGAAAAUACCCCACGACAUCAUAGCCCACAACAUCCUUCUUCGACUCAUUCCGAACUUUCUGGAACAAAGGAUGAUGGCAAGGAUAAAGAAAACGCAUCCCGUGGGUCUAAAGACCUUCAGGCGGAAGACUUCUUGUUAGAAAAGAAUGACAACGAACAGAUGCCCCCCCCGGGACCUCCACCUUCGGCUCCUACUGGCCCUGCAAGCUCCAAGUUUAGCUUCGCUUUUAAGCCAACAAACAAAACACCGGUUGCAACGCCUAAGCCGGAAAUUUCUCAAAAGUUCAACACGGCCCCCAAAAAGGAUUUAUCUUCGGUUGAUGAUCGAGACCGAGACCGAGACCGAGACCGGGAUAGGGAUCGUGAUAGGGAUCGUGACAGGGACCGUGAGAGAGAACGUGGCCGAGAUCGAGAACGGGAACGGGAGCGAGAACGAGAACGGGAUCGGGAUAGAGACUUGCCCCGGGAUACACCAAGAGAGCCUGCUUCUGCAAGGGCAAGGUUGGAUUUUAAUGCCAACAGAGGCCCGCCUGAGCCCCCAAGAACCCGAAAAGUGAAGAGAAUACAGCGAAGGCUGAAACCGAAGCCCGAAUUAGAACCUGACUUUGCAUCGUCCGACUCGGUGUUUUUCCGGAAGCCAGGCAAUGAAUCCGUGGUGGGUUCAGGUACAUAUGGAAAGGUUUUUAAAGGGAUCCAUGUCUAUACCAAGAAGCUUGUUGCUUUGAAAAAGAUACGAAUGGAGGGAGAAAGAGACGGGUUCCCAGUGACUGCCGUGCGGGAAAUAAAGCUUCUCCAAUCUCUGAAGCACACGAACAUCGUCAACCUUCAAGAGGUGAUGGUUGAGAAAAACGACUGCUACAUGGUUUUCGAAUACCUAUCUCAUGAUCUUACUGGCUUACUGAAUCAUCCAUCAUACAAACUCGACCCUGCACAAAAAAAACACCUUGCACUACAAUUGUUCGAAGGUCUAGACUAUUUGCACAAACGAGGAGUGUUGCAUCGCGACAUCAAAGCGGCAAACAUCUUGGUUAGCAAUGAUGGGGUUUUGAAACUAGCCGAUUUUGGGCUGGCCCGAUUUUAUGCGAAGCGGCACCAGCUCGAUUAUACGAAUCGCGUUAUCACGAUCUGGUAUAGGUCUCCUGAACUCCUGCUGGGUGAGACUCAAUACGGUGCUGCGGUUGAUAUUUGGAGCGCAGCAUGCGUGAUGGUGGAAAUUUUCACCCGGCAUGCUAUCUUUCCUGGUGAUGGUGGUGAGAUCAACCAGCUAGAAAAGAUCUACGCUGUGCUUGGUACUCCGAAUAAGGUUGAGUGGCCUAGUCUCAUUGACAUGCCUUGGUUUGAAUUGUUGAGACCAGGUUACCGUCGACCCAACGUCUUUGCCGAGAGGUAUAAAGAGCGAGUACCGGUAGCUGCCUUCGAUUUGCUUGCGGCCAUGUUUCAGUACGAUCCUGUGAAGCGGCCUUCUGCUGCGGAAGUGUUAGAACAUCCUUACUUUACGACAGAAGAGCCGCCGCCUAGGCAAGCAACUGAACUUCGCGAUCUCGAGGGAGACUGGCACGAAUUUGAAUCCAAAGCACUGCGUCGAGAAAAGGAGAAAAAGGAGAAACAGGAACGUGAUGCGCGUCGUGCUGCUGCUGCUGCUAAAGAGGGCGGGAGUCGUGACAAGGAUAAGAAACGGCCGCUCUCGACGCAUGAAUCCCAGCGGGACAGCAAACGACCACAUGUCGAUCGGCAAACGUCCACAUCAGGCCAGCCUACAGAUUCUACUCAUGUUGUGCCAUGUGAAGAGGCUAGGGAAAGUAAGACACCGAUUGCAGCGUAG
Messenger RNA from Hypoxylon fragiforme, 2274 nucleotides. Its product is annotated as Pkinase-domain-containing protein. Gene Ontology annotation, biological process: positive regulation of transcription elongation by RNA polymerase II; transcription elongation by RNA polymerase II; protein phosphorylation. Bases 1 to 2274 code for a protein of 757 amino acids. NCBI's taxonomy places the organism in Eukaryota, Fungi, Ascomycota, Sordariomycetes, Xylariales, Hypoxylaceae. The transcript has 3 exons. The record is from RefSeq and is a predicted model, not a curated record. Gene Ontology annotation, cellular component: nucleus; cyclin/CDK positive transcription elongation factor complex. Gene Ontology annotation, molecular function: ATP binding; cyclin binding; cyclin-dependent protein serine/threonine kinase activity.